Messenger RNA from Medicago truncatula (barrel medic), 1116 nucleotides. RefSeq names its product pentatricopeptide repeat-containing protein At4g21880, mitochondrial. The transcript has 4 exons. Bases 85 to 1116 code for a protein of 343 amino acids. Lineage: Eukaryota; Viridiplantae; Streptophyta; Magnoliopsida; Fabales; Fabaceae. The record is from RefSeq and is a predicted model, not a curated record.
GGUUGGGUUGACCUAUUCCUACAAAAUCGCAUUCUCAGAACGAGUUCAUCAUCAUCUUCUUCUUCACUUCGUUGUAUAGUUAAGAUGCGCGCCACUACCACCAGAAAACUAUGUACACUCAGCUACCAUUUCCGUUCACAUUUACACAACAAUCCCACAAAAAACUUUUCCUCACUUUCAUAUCAACAAAUUCAACAACACCAUUUAGAUUCUAUUUUCAACCCUUCUCCCCAAGAGGAUUUAUCUGAUAUAUUGCUUGGCAAAACUCAUCCGGUAAAGAAGCUUGGUUAUGACGAAGUUGAUCUUGAAGAAAAAGAGAGGAGAAUACCAGAGGUACUUGAUUCUCAUAAUUUUGCUUCGUUAGGGAAUGGGAAAGCACUUGAGAGGAAACAAAUGUUCGAAGACACUCGUAGGGUACGAGCUGAUAGGAUAUUCAAAAUGGUUGCGAGAAAUCUAGGAACAACUGCUACGGAUUAUGUGCUUGACUGCUUGAGUCCAAAACAAGGUCUGAAAGAGUACAAUGAAUCGAUCCAAUCGUGCAUAAAGAAGUUUAGGGAGACUGAUGAUGAAAACGUUUCUGCAGAAGAAAUGAGUAUGACUUAUCACCUUUUAAAAUCAAUGAGCGAAAAUGGGUUUCAGCUAGAAGAGCAAACUUGUCGUCCAAUUCUUGAGUAUAUAAUUGACAUGGGCCUUGUUCAGGAAUUUCAACUUUUUUAUGAUUUUAUCAAAGCUUGUAACCCCAGUUCAAUUUCACGAUUGUGUUAUUAUGAAAUGUUGUUGUGGAUAAGGGUUAACAACGAAGAAAAGAUCCGGGAUAUUUGUCAAUACAUUACAGUUGAACAUAGUAAAGACACUUAUGCUCUACAAGAAAGUUACUUAUUAGCUCUUUGUCAAAGCGGUCGCAUUUUGGACGUGUUGAAAAAUAUAGACAUGGAAAAGCUUACAUCGGCAAAACCUAUAUCAAAUAUAUUCCAAUUGUUAGGAAGGUUACUGCUGGAAUCAGAUGCGGAGAAUUUACUUUUGGAUUUGACAGUAAGCGGUAUGUUUGUGAUAUUGUUUUCUUAUUUAAGCUACUCUGUAGAUUGUUAUAGAGGUGGUAAACUGCUCUGUUUUUGA